CAGUCCGCCCAGCAGGGUGACAUUCGAAGUGGGAUCCUGGGUGCCGUCUGGCGGCCGGCUCCCUGGCAGCUGUCUCUGGGCCAGUGGGCAGAGGCACAUUGCAUUGUCCCUGAGGAGACUCGCAUCUUGGAAGGGCGCGGAAUUGACCGGAGGGAGGAAGUGAGCAGAGCGUCUCCAUCACGCGGGUGUCAAUAGCAGCCGGAGGGGCGCCUGAGAGAAAAGGAAGAGGAGGGGAGAGGAGUGCGUGCUGGGGGGAGCCGGGGCAUAGCAUUUUUGGUGGAUGCUAUGAAGCCAGCCAUGGAAACUGCCGCCGAGGAAAAUCCUGAACAAAGCCAAGAGAGAAAAGUGAACAGCAGAGCUGAAAUGGAAAUUGGCAGGUACCACUGGAUGUACCCAGGCUCAAAGAACCACCAGUACCAUCCUGUGCCAACCCAGGGGGACAGGGCUGGCCCCUUGAGCAGUCCAGGCUGCUUCGAAUGCUGCAUCAAGUGUCUGGGAGGAGUCCCCUACGCCUCCCUGGUGGCCACUAUCCUCUGCUUCUCUGGGGUCGCCUUGUUCUGCGGCUGCGGGCAUGUGGCUCUGGCUGGCACUGUGGCGAUUCUGGAGCAGCACUUCUCCACCAACGCCAGUGACCACGCCCUGCUGAGCGAGGUGAUCCAGCUGAUGCAGUACGUCAUCUACGGCAUCGCGUCCUUUUUCUUCCUGUACGGCAUCAUCCUGUUAGCCGAGGGGUUUUACACCACCAGUGCCGUGAAGGAACUGCACGGGGAGUUUAAAACCACCGCCUGUGGCCGAUGCAUCAGCGGCAUGUUCAUUUUCCUCACCUAUGUGCUCGGAGUGGCCUGGCUGGGUGUCUUUGGAUUCUCUGCGGUGCCAGUGUUCAUGUUCUAUAACAUAUGGUCAACCUGCGAAGUCAUCAAGGCCCCUCAGACCAAUGGGACGGCGGGCGUGGAGCAGAUCUGUGUGGACGUCCGGCAAUACGGAAUCAUUCCUUGGAAUGCUUUCCCUGGGAAAAUCUGUGGCUCCGCCCUGGAGAACAUCUGCAAUACAAAUGAGUUCUACAUGUCCUAUCACCUGUUCAUUGUGGCCUGUGCCGGAGCUGGUGCCACCGUCAUUGCCCUGAUCCACUUCCUCAUGAUUCUGUCUUCUAACUGGGCUUACUUAAAGGAUGCAAGCAAAAUGCAGGCUUACCAAGAGAUCAAAGCAAAGGAAGAGCAGGAACUGCAAGAGAUCCAGUCUCGGUCAAAAGAACAACUCAAUUCGUACACUUAAGUGUUGGCCAGAGGGUUUCCGCCGACGAAUUCCCAGCUCUGACAAAUCACCAGACAACUGCUCAACAGUGCAGAUGUGUGUCCCUCCCAACAGACGCCUGUAGAAGUCCACACACGUCACUGUCUGUCUCAAGCUGCUGGGCUGCGUUUUCUAGAACAGCCUUUCCGUGGGUAAAUCUUUUCCUUUAGAACAGGUCUUGGAGGUUUCAUGUCAGCCAUUUUAAAAGGCAACACUUUGACAAAAUGACAGCUUUCAUCCUUUUGAAAUUUGUGGCACGUUCACACUGUGGCUAGAGUAUGCGUACCCAGACGGGCCAUAGCGUGUGACCGUGCGCGCACAUAUGCCCCCAGUCCUCAAAUCAGUCUAUCGAGACAGGAAAUCAAAUCAAAUGGGACUUUCAUUCCUGACAGCUGACAUUUAUGACAUUUUGGGUCAUCAAAGAUAAUGUGAUUUGUACAAUUCACAACCCUUCCACCCCACCCACCCCCACCCUCAAAAUAAGUCUGGGACCCGUUCAUUUUCUGAGCAGACCCCACAAGUUCAUUCCAAUGAGGGCCCCAGAUCCCGCUGUCCCCAGUGCGUGAGCUGGGUUCUGACUCAUUCACGAGCCUUCCAGAAUCGAUUUUCUGAUAAGAUUUCCUUUGACUACAAGGGCAAUGCCCUCGCCAUGGUCAUUCUUUUAGGAACAUAAAUGUCAGCUCUGCCUUAAUGGAUAUUUGCUUUCAAUUUCUACAUAUUUCUAUUACGACAGGAGACACCCCCCCCCAAAACUCCUUCACAGAAUUUUGUUCCAUUGGUGUUUUUAACAAAGAAGUGUUACCUUAUUAAAAUGACCACCAUCUGACCCCAUCCUUCCAUGGUCUGGAUUUUGAGUUUACCUUUUCAUACCACCUCUCUGAAAGUGAAUUACAAAUAAGACCACAGACCUCCUCCUUUUCUAGACUUGAAUCCUUCUGUAAGUUCAAGUAGGGUAUUUCUUUUUUUUUUUUCCCCUCACUCAAUCUCUAUUUCCUGGCCUAACAAAGCUCUGUGUUCCGUGCGAAAACUGCUUGAGUUUAAGCCAUUUGCAAUAGAAACUUGCCUUCUGAAUCCUGUGUUUCCCACCAUUUGGUGACUCUCUAGGUAUUGGGUAUUAGUGAUGGUCCACUUUUGUGUUGUUCUUUAUGAACUGAUACAUAUAACCGUCGGGUGCAUCAGUGCUUUUUCAAGGGGCUGCAUUAUAUAGUUAACUAUGUAUAUUCAUGUUAAGGGUUAACUUUGUGGUUUGGCUGUUUCCUGGAUUUUCAAACUUAUACGUGUGCAGAAAUGUAUUCAAAUGAAAGGAAGCAUACCUUUAUAUCAAGAUGCUAUUAAAAUUGAACCUUAAGAAUGAUGAUUUCAUUUGGAUUUUUUCCCUUCUUUUCUUUUGGUUAAUGCCUACAUGCCUAUUUGGAACGUUCUGGUUUUCGAACUGGGGGAAGCCCUCCUCUGGGGAGAGCCGGCCUCCCAGAGUAGUUUACUGUGCCCUCUUCCCAUUGCAUGACCGCCUUCCAUGUUCUUUCCAGCAGAGGAGGUGCUGUGAGCAUCCCGUGUUCUCCUCAGAGAGAGUGUCAAAAGCCUCGGUUCCCUUUUCUAAUUCCGGUAGCUCUUACCAGGAACUUUGGGAAGUUUUGUUUAAGUAGUCUAAUCUUUUUUAUGUAAAGAGCAUUAAAUUUUGCUAUGUAUAAAUUUUUGUAACCUAACAGUGAAUCAAUAUUUUCUAUCAGUGCCAAGGGCUUCCUGUAGUACGAUUUAAGUGUUACAAUAAAUAUUUGUAGAUAAUAGUCAAAUACUUGUGUAUGCUUAUUUUAAAGAUUUCGGUGGAAACAGUUGUGGAUGUACUGAGAGUCAUGAAAUAAAAUCAUAGCUUCA
Echinops telfairi (small Madagascar hedgehog) is the source of this 3162-nucleotide messenger RNA. RefSeq names its product glycoprotein M6B (gene GPM6B). Gene Ontology annotation, cellular component: myelin sheath; plasma membrane. The record is from RefSeq and is a predicted model, not a curated record. Lineage: Eukaryota; Metazoa; Chordata; Mammalia; Afrosoricida; Tenrecidae. The transcript is spliced from 8 exons. Bases 286 to 1272 code for a protein of 328 amino acids. Gene Ontology annotation, biological process: axon development; central nervous system myelination. Gene Ontology annotation, molecular function: structural constituent of myelin sheath.